This is a messenger RNA of Trichomycterus rosablanca, 4483 nucleotides long. RefSeq names its product synaptic Ras GTPase activating protein 1a (gene syngap1a). NCBI's taxonomy places the organism in Eukaryota, Metazoa, Chordata, Actinopteri, Siluriformes, Trichomycteridae. The transcript is spliced from 21 exons. Gene Ontology annotation, biological process: regulation of GTPase activity. The record is from RefSeq and is a predicted model, not a curated record. Bases 266 to 4168 code for a protein of 1300 amino acids.
AGAGAGGGAGAGAGAGAGAGAGCGCAUCACAUUUACUCCACAUUUCAUACCAGCUGAUCACAUCUUGACUCUACUGAAUGGGGACGGGAUGGAUUAAAGCGGCUUGAUUUGCUAUGGUGGUUCCGAGCCUACCUGCUGUGUGCAGCGGCCGCCUACAUGCGCACACAGAGAGCCGCUGAGCCGCUUCUAGCCCGGAUGAGGCUUGUUAGAAAGUGCCGACAGAUUACCCGGUGAGACGGGUUGGUGCGUUCCAUGCCGUUGGAUCAUGUCCUAUGUGUCUUCACAAGAUGGAAGGUGUGUGUCUCCGUGUUCCCGGCCUCACACUCCUCUGAAUGGCCAUGCCCACGACUCCCCCGGCUGGAGCCGCCCGCUCCGCGUCCGAGACGGAGACCAGUUCUACAUGCUGGACCAAGAAGAGGUUCAUCCUCUUCUCAUGAGCGAUCGCCGUCCUGUCUCUCACCGCACCAAGCUGCUCCGCAGGACUGUCUCUGUACCUGCCGAUAGCAGACCCCACCCCGAAUCAGAGCACGCUCGUGCUCGCCGAAAGAGCUUCGCCACAGUGAGGCAGAGAAGCAUGGAAACUCCGCCCACUGCUCCUCCCCAGCAAUUUCGUCAAUCGAGUUUCCUUAGCCGCCGUCUGAAAAGCUCAAUCAAGCGAGCCAAGAGCCAGCCCAAACUUGAUCGUACCGGAAGCUUCCGCCACAUGAUUCUCCCACGAUUCCGCAGCGCUGACCAGGAGAGAACCCGUCUGAUGCAGAGCUUCAAGGAGUCUCAUUCCCAUGAGUCCUUGCUGUCGCCGAGCAGCGCGGCCGAGGCGCUGGACCUCACGCUGGACGAGGAUGCCAUCAUCAAGCCCGUCCACUCCAGCAUCCUCGGCCAGGAGUACUGCUUUGAGGUAACAACGGCAUCCGGGACAAAGUGUUUUGCCUGUCGUUCAGCCGCCGAGAGGGACAAGUGGAUCGAGAAUCUGCAGCGAGCUGUUAAACCCAACAAGGAUAACAGUCGUCGGGUAGACAAUGUACUUAAGCUGUGGAUCAUCGAGGCGCGGGACCUACCGCCUAAAAAGCGCUACUACUGCGAGCUGUGUCUGGAUGACAUGCUGUUUGCACGUACCACCAGCAAGCCUCGUACCGACACAGUGUUCUGGGGCGAGCACUUCGAGUUCAACAACCUCCCUGCUAUCAGAAGCCUUCGACUGCACCUCUACAAGGAGACCGACAAGAAGAGGCGCAAGGAGAAGAGCACAUACCUCGGCUUGGUCAGCAUCCCCAUUUCAAGCAUCACAGGACGUCAGUUUGUGGAGCAGUGGUACCCCGUCAUCCAGCCCAGUGUUCUCGCCAAGGGUGGUGGCGUGGGCAGCGGGAAGGUCAUUAACGCCUCUCUGCGGCUCAAGUCUCGCUACCAGACGAUGAGCAUCUUGCCCAUGGAGCUGUAUAAAGAGUUUGCGGAGUAUGUUACUAAUAAUUAUCGCACCUUGUGUGCUGUUCUGGAGCCACUCCUGAGCGUCAAGAGCAAAGAGGAAGUGGCCUGUGCCCUGGUGCACAUCCUACAAAGCACCGGCAAGGCCAAGGAUUUUCUGUCAGACAUGGCUCUGUGUGAAGUGGAUCGUUUUAUAGACCGAGAGCAUUUGAUCUUCAGGGAGAACACACUGGCCACCAAAGCCAUAGAGGAGUACCUCAAACUCGUUGGGCACCGCUACCUUAAAGACACCAUCGGUGAGUUUAUCCGUGCGCUGUACGAGUCUGAGGAGAACUGCGAGGUGGACCCCAUGCGAACCCCACCCUCCAUGCUGCCAGACCACCAGGCUAACCUACGCAUGUGCUGCGAGCUUGCACUCUGCAAGAUCAUUAACUCCCAUUGUGUUUUUCCACGAGAGCUGAAGGAAGUCUUCGCAUCAUGGCGCGUCCGCUGCGCCGAGAGAGGCCGCGAGGACAUCGCAGACCGGCUCAUCAGUUCCUCACUGUUCCUGCGCUUCCUGUGCCCCGCCAUCAUGUCUCCAUCGCUGUUCAACCUGACGCAGGAGUAUCCAUCAGAGCGCACGUCCCGUACCCUCACGCUCAUCGCCAAGGUGGUGCAGAGCCUGGCCAGCUUCUCCAAGUUUAGCGGUAAGGAGGAUCACAUGAUGUUUAUGAACGAGUUCCUGGAGAUGGAAUGGGGCUCCAUGCAGCAGUUCCUGUAUGAGAUCAGUAAUGUGGAUUGUGGUAGUAACGCGGGGGCGUUCGAGGGGUACAUCGACCUGGGCCGUGAACUCUCCAUCCUGCACAGCCUGCUCUGGGAGGUCAUGGCACAGCUAAGCAAGGACGCAAUCCUGAAGCUAGGACCCCUGCCACGCUUGCUAAAUGACAUUAGCGUGGCCCUGCGCAACCCCCAGCUUCACCGGCAGGCGAGUCACCAGCCACCCGAACGCCACCUUACACGGCCACCCUUCAGCCGCCCGUCCACCAACGACUUCCAGAGCCUGAUGAUGAGGGAGCAGAACAGCUCUAUAGAUAUCUCUCGCCUGCCGUCUCCCACGUCGGGUAUGUCUGGAAGUGGAGCUCUGUCUCAUCCAGGCAUGGGCGCUUUUGACAGAGAUCCCCGUGGCAACAAAGAUGUAUUCUACAUGGCACGCCCACCCCUAGCUCGCUCAAGCCCUGCCUACUGCACCAGCAGCUCUGACAUCACCGAACCGGACCCAAAGGUGCUGAGUGUGAAUAAGAGCGUUUCCAUGAUGGACCUGCAGGACUCUCGCAUCAACAGCAUUUCUAAUCUGCACUCUGUGAAUGACAUGCUGAACUCCUCACAGGGCUCCAUCGCCGGCCUGGGCAGUUUCGGCGGCGCCCCCCUGCGCCUCGGCGGCAUGAGGUUCAGCCAUUCGGGCGGUCUGGCCUCAGACUCGCUCUCGCAGCAACACGCGGCGGCCGCUAUGCACGUGCCUCUCUCCUUCCAGAACCCGCUGUUCCACCUGGCUUCGGACGGGCCGCAGUACCACGCCGCCGCUCACGGCUCGCACCCCGCGCCGCUCCUGCUCGCCCCCGAACACGAGAACGGGCACGCGGGCUACGGCGUGCCUGCCUUCGGCCACGGCGGCUUCUCCCGCAGCGAGGAUCUGUCGGCCCUGCGCACACAGAACAGCCUGGUGCAGCCCAGCAUCGUCCACUCGCACAGCUACAGCGACGACUACACCCGCCACAACCAAGCUGACUAUGCACGCCGCCAGCUCUCCCUGCAGGUGCAGGAGAAUCUCCAUCAGCAGGUACUAAUGGGAAUGGCCCCUCAGACCGCUACAGGCACAGGAACACCCGCCUCAGUCGCCACGCCCCCGACCACCAUGCACCCUGUCCGCCAGGCCUCCAUGGCUCAGCCCCCAGCACAGCGCAUGAAGCCUCAGCCCUCCCACCAACUGUCCGUCAGCGCGGCUGCCAACUCCACCCCUCCAAAGGUCAGACCCCAGAGCGGCAACCUCCUCCAGUCACCCGAGUCGAGUUUCGGAGCCAGGCCGAUGCCACGGCAGCAGCUGUUGGUCAAGGACAGCCCGGCCCCGGGCCUUCCUCACCAGUCCAGCACAGCCAGCGAUAUCCAACCACCGCCACAGGGGGGAAGUAGUGAGAAUGCCGAGAACACACAGAGCGACACGCCCGCUAAAGCUGCUCCACAGACCAACCAACAGCACCUAUUGAAACCAACUACUAACAAACAGGGCUCGAAGGCUCCCUCCACGCUGAAUCCAUCGACCCCUGCAUCAGAGAGGACGGUGGCCUGGGUGUCCAACAUGCCACACCUGUCUGCAGACAUCGAGAGCCUGCGUGUGGACAGAGAGGACCUGAAACUAAAGGAGCACUCCAAGAGCAUGGACGAGUCUCGGCUGGACCGGGUGCGUGAAUACGAGGAGGAGAUCUACUCUCUAAAAGAGCGGCUGAUGAUGUCCCACCGUAAGCUGGAAGAGUACGAGCGCAGGCUGCAUUCACAGGAACAGCAAACCAGCAAAAUCCUCCUGCAGUACCAGAGCCGGCUGGAUGACAGUGAGAGGAGACUGCGACAACAGCAGCUGGAGAAAGAUUCUCAGAUCAAAGGCAUCAUCAGCAGGCUGAUGGCAGUGGAAGACGAGUUGAGAGGGAGUGGUGUUUCUGACCUCAAAUCGCAAAUAUUUUCAGGCGAGCCGAUCUACGGUGGGCACUCCGGGACAUGAUCGAACCACAGCGGCACGACCGAAUAAGUGACUGGACCCGCGUCAGUCCAGGAACCCCCUCGUGUCUGGUUGAGAGAGGAGAGAAAGGAAGAGCCUGAGCAAAAAAGUCUGACGCAACCAACCAACCCCCCUCUCCCACCACACAAAAAAAAGCACACAAACACAAGAGCACAUGCUUUUCUACGUACGUCCUUCCUUCUCAUCUUCGAAAUAUUGAGCCAAAAUAAUGACAAUCAGCUCUUUUUUAUGUAGUUGAACCACAAAUUAUCUACACGGUGCUGUUUAUUGUUCAUUCGGCCAUUAUUCAUUGAUGAU